GGGCGUGCCCCGCUCUGCUGAGGGACAGGGCCCUUCUCAAGGCUAAGGAUCUCUGCAGAGAACAGAGGGCUGGACAUCUAGUCAAGUCUGGAACCUAGACAGAAGCCGCAGCCCACAGGAGCAUCUACUCUGCCUACUCUAGCUUCACUACCAUCCCACCUCGUCUCCAUUCCUCCAGGCCAGCCAUGGACUCAGAAGCCAAAAAUGAAACGCAGCCCACACUUCCCCCUGGCUUUUCCUGUCCGUGGCCCGAAUGGCCGGAGCAGGAGAGGGCGGAGCAGCUGGCCAGGGGUGCAGCGCUAAAGUGGGCCUCAGGCAUCUUCUACCGGCCAGAGCAGCUGGCUAGGCUGAGCCAGUACCGUAGCCGUGAGGUGCAACGUACCUGUUCCCUGGAAGCACGCAUCAAGUCAGUGGUGCAGUCUUACCUGGAAGGUGUGCAGACUGGAGUGUGGCAGUUGGCUCGGGCACUAGAGGCUGUACAGGAAACUCAUGAGGCCCUGAGUCAGGCCCAUGAGCUGCUCCAGAGCUUGGCCCAGGCCUCCAAGAUCCUCCAGCCCCUUCGGGAGCGAGUUGCUCAGCACAAGCAACUGCAGGUCCUGUCUCAGUUGCUUCCCAGGCUGCAGGCAGUGCCAGCUGCAGUGGCCCAUACACAGACCCUGAUUGAUGCCCAACGGCUUUUGGAGGCAUAUGUGAGCCUGCGGGAGCUGGAGCAGCUGCAAGAGGAGACAUGGGGAGCGCUUGGGGGGCUGGAGUUACCAGUCUUCCAGGGGCUAGGCCUUCUGUCUGAAGCACUGGGCCAGGCUGUGGAGGCAGCUGCUGGGGCUGCAGGGCAGCUGGCACAAGAGGACCCAGCCCUGCUGGUGGCUGCUGUUCGUGUGGCAGAAGUGGAAGCUAGACGCACCACCCCCCUGGGGCAGGCUCCCCGAGACUGGCGGCAGCGAUGUCUCCAGGCACUACAGACAGGCCUAGAGCAGAUCCACUUUGGUACAACUGUCUUGCCAGAGCCAGGGGGCCUUGCAGGGUGGCUGGAGGGUCUGCAGGUGGCCCUGCCUGCUGAGCUGGCCAUUGCAGAGGCACUAGUAGCCCCCUGCUGUCCACCACACUACAAUAUAGUCCAGCUCUGGACCCACACCCUGCACAGUGGCCUGCGCCGCAGCCUGCAGCAACUCCUGGCAGGGCCUGAGCUGGGAGCUGCUGACGCCUUCGCCUUGCUGCACUGGGCACUGCACGUCUACCCCGGAAAGGAAAUGAUGGGGAACCUAGAGUUGGGGCCGGAGGCUGAUGUGUCCCAGCUGGAGCCCCUCCUGACCUUGGAGAACAUUGAGCAGCUGGAGGCAACAUUUGUGGCCAAAGUCCAGGCAAGUGUGGCCCAGUGGCUACAGAAAGCUCUGGAUGGGGAGGUUGCUGAGUGGGGCCGGGAGCAGGAACCCAAUACAGAUUCAUCUGGCUUCUACCACUCACCAAUGCCAGCCAUUGUACUCCAGAUCUUGGCUGAGAACAUUCGUGUGACCAACAUGGUCAGUGAAUCACUGCAGCAGCGGGUGCACAGCAUGGCCGUGUCAGAACUGGGCACAUUCCUGAGGAGCUUCAGUGACGCUCUGAUCCGCUUCUCGCGAGACCACCUUCGGGGUGAAGGCCUGGCUCCUCACUUUGUGCCUUACCUACUGGCUGCCUUCAACCACCAAUCAGCACUGAGCUCUUCACUGUCUGUCCUGCUGCCCGAUGGAGUCGCUUCAGGGAUCUUGGCUCCGGUAGAAGGCGCACUGGACGAGUUGCAGAGGAGGAUCUGCCGUCUAGUGUUGGAGGAGUUGCAGGUGGAGUUGCAGCCCAUGUUUGCGGCUUUGCCCUCGCGCCGGUGGCUGUCGAGCUCUGAAUUGUUGGACCGUGUGUGCGAGCAGACGUCGCGCUUCUGCCAAGACUUCUGGCGAGUGAGGAAACCCGCAGCUCAGCUGCUGCUGGCGGAGGCAGAGCGCACCGUGGUGCUGCAGUACUUGCGCGCGCUGAUGCAGGGCCGUCUAGUGUGCCGCGGCGCGGACGAGCGCACCCAGGCGGCCGAGCGCCUGCUGCACGACGCCGCUCAGCUCAAGGAGCUUUUCCUCGGUUUGGGCCUGGAAGAGAGCGUGCAUUGCGCGCCCGUGCUGCUCGCGCUGAGAGAACUGCUGAAUCUCAGCGACCCUACCCUGCUUGGCCUCGAGGUGGCAGGCCUUCGGCAACAAUUUCCCGACGUGAGCGAGGAUCACAUCUCCGCCCUCUUGGACCUGCGCGGGGACGUGUCCCGGGAGCAGCGCCAGGCUGCGCUCAGCUCCCUGCAGGCCGGUCCGCCGCCCUCGCCCUCCACCGGCCGUCGAGUACUCUUCAGCCUGGUGCCGGCGCCUGCGCCCUCGCUCUCCUCCUGCCUUCCCUCCGGCCCUUGCUCCUGAGGCUCCUCAAUCAGCAGAAUAAAGCCAUGUCCUCCUC
Dipodomys ordii (Ord's kangaroo rat) is the source of this 2457-nucleotide messenger RNA. It is a transcript of the gene Exoc3l1, whose product is annotated as exocyst complex component 3-like 1. The record is from RefSeq and is a predicted model, not a curated record. The transcript has 14 exons. Gene Ontology annotation, cellular component: exocyst. The coding region runs from base 186 to 2420 and encodes 744 amino acids. Gene Ontology annotation, molecular function: SNARE binding. Lineage: Eukaryota; Metazoa; Chordata; Mammalia; Rodentia; Heteromyidae. Gene Ontology annotation, biological process: exocyst localization; exocytosis.